CCACAUCCAAGAUUGUUCCGCAUUUAACGCGUUCGUACUCUUCGCGCAGGUAGAAGGAACGCUUCUUAAAGAGGGGGCCCCAUGGAGGCGAACGGCACCGCUACCAUCCUGGCCUCGGCCUACCUGGCUGCAGAAUAUAUGGACUCGCUACUCCCUGUCAACCCCCUGCAGGAGCCGCUGAGGCAGGCGUGGAGCCACAUGCUGGAGAACUACAGCAAGUUCCAGAUUGCCACGUGGGGCUCGCUCAUCGUGCAUGAGCUGGUCUACUUUCUGUUCUGUCUGCCGGGCUUCCUGUUCCAGUUCAUGCCGUUCAUGCAGAAAUACAAGAUUCAGCAAGAUAAACCAGAGACUUGGGAAAAGCAGUGGAAAUGCUUGAAGGUCAUCAUUUUUAAUCACUUCUGCAUCCAGUUGCCUAUGAUCUGUGGCACAUACUACUUCACUGAAUACUUCAGCAUCCCUUACGACUGGGACUCCAUGCCCCGCUGGUCAUACCUGCUCACCCAGUGUUUCGGCUGUGCCGUGAUCGAAGACACAUGGCAUUACUUCCUCCACCGAGCCCUCCACCACCGCCGAAUCUACAAACACAUCCACAAAGUGCACCAUGACUUCACUUCUCCGUUUGGGUUGCAGGCUGAAUAUGCCCACCCCUUGGAGACGGUGAUUCUUGGGGCAGGUUUCUUCAUCGGUAUCAUGGUGUUCUGCAAUCAUGUGGCCCUUCUUUGGGCCUGGGUCACUCUUCGGCUGCUGGAGACCAUUGAUGUGCACAGUGGCUAUGACAUCCCUCUCAACCCCCUGCACCUGAUACCUUAUUACGCUGGGGCUCGCUUCCAUGACUUCCACCACAUGAACUUUGUGGGAAAUUACGGCUCCACCUUCACCUGGUGGGACAGGCUCUUCAACACUGAUGCCCAGUUCCACAGUUACAUGCAGAAACAGGACCUGAAGAAAGAGGAGUAGCACACAUGAAGACAAGCACACUUCUCUCUAAUAUAUUUAAAAUUGGACUGAACAGAUGUCAGUGAAUCAGUACCAGCACCCUGAAGUUCAUCUGUUGAACUUUUAAGGAAAAAGGCCAAGCCCCAACACACAGUCACACACAUACACAUACACACACACACACACAGUCACACAUACACACACACACAGUCACACACACACACACACACAGACACACACACUGUUGACAAAUUGUUUUGUGGUGCCUAUACCUCAGUUGUACAGAAUACAAUAGGCUGUUGUGAUCUGAGGAUGAGGAAACUGUUGGGUUUGUUUUCUGUCGAUGUCAUUAAUCAGUACUGAAGACAUUCAUCACUGAUAAAUAAUGAUGACUUCAUUCCACAAUGCACUUUAUAUUUCCUAUGUAUAAAAAGCUUUACCUUUUUAAUAUUUCCCUCUUAACUAGGUUUCUGUGGGUAAAAAAUCAAACAGAAGAUUUUUGGAUAGAAUAAUGUAUAUCCAAAACUCAUAGAAAUGCAUUUUUAAAAGUAAUUUUAAUAAAAGAAAAUUAAUAUAUACAAUUUCUGAUGUGUUGGAUAUAUUGUCCUUUAGGCUGUACACAUGAAAGACUGA
Messenger RNA from Electrophorus electricus (electric eel), 1569 nucleotides. It is a transcript of the gene msmo1, whose product is annotated as methylsterol monooxygenase 1. Gene Ontology annotation, molecular function: oxidoreductase activity; iron ion binding. NCBI's taxonomy places the organism in Eukaryota, Metazoa, Chordata, Actinopteri, Gymnotiformes, Gymnotidae. The record is from RefSeq and is a predicted model, not a curated record. Gene Ontology annotation, biological process: lipid biosynthetic process.